Messenger RNA from Neodiprion fabricii, 3326 nucleotides. RefSeq names its product transcription factor Dp-1 (gene Dp). The transcript has 10 exons. Gene Ontology annotation, molecular function: DNA-binding transcription factor activity, RNA polymerase II-specific; RNA polymerase II transcription regulatory region sequence-specific DNA binding. Gene Ontology annotation, biological process: regulation of cell cycle; regulation of transcription by RNA polymerase II. NCBI's taxonomy places the organism in Eukaryota, Metazoa, Arthropoda, Insecta, Hymenoptera, Diprionidae. Bases 336 to 1763 code for a protein of 475 amino acids. Gene Ontology annotation, cellular component: transcription regulator complex; nucleus. The record is from RefSeq and is a predicted model, not a curated record.
UUUGUGCUACCGCCAAGCUCGUCUCGGCUCUACUUGCACUGAAAAGCUGUAUUUUACUGACGCGUUGUUAAUGUCGUGAUAACGAUUCAACGAGAAGCUGUGUGUCGCGCACGAUAGCGCGGUUAGUUUAUUUUGAUAAUUCGCAAUAUUGUUGAUACUUGGUAACCGGGUUUUUACAAUAUUUACUUCACAAAUAGUGCAAUGCCGGAGUCGCCAUUUUGGUGAUACGUCGAGUCCGACCUAACUAUUGCACUUAUGAUCUUUUUAUUUUCACGCGAAUUUCAGUCCGCUUACGGGAUCAUAUUUGAUACCUUCGAUAUCCAGAAGCAUCAGUGAUGACCCAGCAAAAUAAAACGAUGAAUUUCUUGAUACACGACGCAAAUGGCCAACCACAAGUUAUUAAAGUGGUUCCGAGCACGCCGAAUAAAGCACUAACUGGGCUUGUUAGCACCACAAAUUCCGGGAGUUUGAAGGUAUUCAAGACACCUGGCCAAGAUACCCAAGUCUUGUCCAGUGGGACACAAGUACUGAGAACCAUCAGUUUGCAAGGUUCUUCAACACCUGGUCAGCGCUUAGUUACCAUCCCUGUACAAAGUGCAAAAAUGUCAUCUGUAAAAGCUGGGGAAUCUGUAGUGACAAAAACAAUACAACUUACAACUGCUCGAAUGAAUGAUUUUAAACAAGCGUUGGUAUCCCAGCCUCAACAACAGGCCAGCAGUCAACAGCAGAUUGUCAAAGAUCAAUCUGGAAAGACUUUCAUCAGCCCCAUUUUGGAUCACAGUGGUUCGAGGAAACGACAGGAUGUCGAGAGCAGCGAUUUUACCCCAGAGUACAAACGGAGAAAAACAGAAAAAGUUGGAAAGGGCCUUCGCCAUUUCUCUAUGAAAGUCUGUGAAAAAGUGAAAAAGAAAGGUACGACAUCAUAUAAUGAAGUUGCUGAUGAAUUAGUUGGCGAAUUCACCAACCCUGCGCACAUAAAUUCGUUAACUGAUCAGCAGUACGAUCAGAAAAAUAUUAGGAGACGUGUAUAUGAUGCAUUGAAUGUAUUGAUGGCAAUGAAUAUAAUCUCCAAGGAGAAGAAGGAGAUAAGAUGGUUGGGUUUGCCCACAAAUUCGUUGCAAGAGUGUUUGUCGUUAGAAAAAGAUAAGAAAAAGAAAAUAGAGAGAAUCAAAGCCAAAACUCAGCAGCUGCAUUCGUUAAUUUUGCAGCACAUAUCGUACAAAAAUUUAGUUGAACGCAACCAUAAAAACGAGAAUUUUCAUGGACCACCUAAACCUAAUUCUGCUAUACAGUUGCCAUUCAUAAUAGUUAAUACCAGUAAGAAAACUGUUAUUGAUUGCAGUAUUUCAAACGACAAAACCGAGUACCUGUUUAAUUUUAAUGAUAAGUUUGAGAUCCAUGAUGACAUUGAAGUUCUGAAAAGAAUGGGUUUAGCCUUUGGCCUUGAGAAAGGAGAAUGUACUGAUGACGAUUUACGGAAAGCAAAAACUAUGGUACCAAAGUCCCUUGAAAAAUACGUUGAGCAAUUGGCCUCUGGGGAUUUGGAAAGAUUCAUUCCUGUUACAAUUCCUGGGCCGAGUACAUCGAUGGAUGAACUGGAAAUAAAAUUAGAGGAAUCUGGAUCUCGGCCACCUUCUUCUUCUCGUACCUCUCUCUCGGAAGAUCCUUUGUCUCCACCUUCCCAGUUUUUCUCUGAGGAAGAAGAUGAAGAAGAAGAAAGCGACCAGGACGAUCAAGUCGACAGUGAUCUUGAGGCUAACUAGCAUAUCCAUUCAUUAUCCUCUUAACAUAUUUGGUAACCACGAAAUUGGGCUUGCGGUGUCGUUUGAAUUACACAAACGUAAAAUCAUUUUUAUAGAAACUGAAUUAUUGCAUCACCAGGUGCUUUGUAUUAUUAUUGCGCCACGUUGCCGAAAUCGUUGGAUGCAACGGAUUGAUUAUACAGUGAUUGAAUUUUCAUGCCUUCUCACUGAAAUGGAGUCUCAUACCUUACUUGGUUGGCUAAUUUUUGCUGACGAAAUGAUCGAGACAAUAUCAAGGAAUACAUCUUAACAUCGCCGAAACAAUCUAUUUUGGCUGUAGGAAGACUUCAGAAUUACAUUCAUGUUUCAAAACAGCUGAAAUUAAAUUUUAUAUUACUGGAAGGUAUAUCGUGUUGCAGGUUGAGAAGUGUAAUGAACUAAUAACAGCGAGUAGGGUACAUGUCACUUUCUUUCUUUUAUGGAAUAGCAUAAGGCUAAUGCGUAAACGUCCGUAAAUUGUAUUUCAUGCCACUUUGAUUGUUAUUGCUCGGAUACGAAAGCGACGAGUUAGCUAACCGACGUGCACAGGGACUGAAAUUCGGUGCUAUUUUAAUCAUGCGUCGUGUCGUGAAUUUAGACACUUUAGAAUGUAUGUACUAUAAAUAACACAAUUAUAAUCUUACAUUAAUAUUAUUACAUGUAUAAAAUAUAUCUAUACCACUCAUUUUCUUAUGGCACGUUUAUGAUAUCUGUGGUUCACAGCAGGACGCAAUAUAGCAAAGGAAUACAGAGAGAGGUCUAACUAAUUUGAAGUGAAUAAAUUGUGAAAUUAUUACAAGUGACUGUAUAUUUUUUUUUUUCUUCAAUUCAAGUUUUAAUACAUUUUUAUUAUUUCUGUGUAACUUUACUAUUCCGGAUAUAGAAUGCCAAAUUUUUAUUUGAGCGCAAUUUUUUCCGUUAGAAAACAUCUUUAAUUCACUUGAUAUGGAAAAUUCAUUAAACUUUAAAAGAUUAUUUGUAGAAAUUUAUUUUAUGCAUACUGCUGUAUCGAUUUUGCGUAUUUUAUUGAAUUAGUCUUUUACCCAAAAUAGGAAUUUAUGUUGCAGUUCCAGUAAUACAAAGUAAUCAUUAGCUACUUAUUAAUAAUUAAUAUUCUUCAGUUUAGAAAUUGUUAUUAUUAACAGGAUUAAGUGUGAUACGAUUAUUUAGAAAUAGGUAUUUACGUAAUUUCUCUUAUUUCAGAAAUAUUUCAACUCUUCGUUCCAUUAAUGAGCAUCUUGUAAAUGUUUAACAUGGCUCAAUGCGAAUUUUGUUUUUGGAUCGAAAAAAUAUUUUUGAAUAAUAUAUAAUAAUUGCAAUCUAUGAUUAGGUUUGUAAAUGAUUUUAGAGGUCAGCUACCUACAAACAUGUGUUACUGACAGUAACUGAUCUGAUACUGAAUAUGUAUAAUGAGGAUAGGGUCUGUAAAGCAGCAUCUUCGGAUAUAUGUCAAAAAAGUGUAUCUUGUACACAAUAAUUAUUACAACAUUUCACAAAUAGCUGGAUUAAUUGAAUGAUUGUAAAUAAAUUUGGACCUCUCAUUUA